ACUCCCAAUUCAUGGGAAAAUCCGAUUUUUCAAUUCACAUUCAAAUUUGUAUUUCAAUUUCAUCAGUCGCCAUGUUUCUUCUCAAGACAUGGACAUCAGUAGCAUUUGGGGUAUAUGGUUACCAGAAUUUCACCAAAACGGGUUUUUUUAAAGCAUUGGCUAUGCAAGCACGAAUAGAAGGGAAGAACUGUGUUGUGACAUGGGCGAAUUCUGGCAUUGGCUAUGCAACUGCAGAGGGCCUAGCUGCACGUGGAGCAACGGUGUAUAUAGUGUGCCGGAGCAAGGUGAGGGGCGAGGGACGCUCAAAGAUCCAGUCUGCAACAGGCAAUCAGAAUGUCCAUUUGGAGAUUUGUGAUGUUUCUUGUAUUGGCGAUGUGAAAACUUUGGCUUCGCGAUUUUCAGUGAAGGAUGAUCCUGUGCAUAUUCUGGCAUGGACAUUAGUAGCAUUUGGGGUGUAUGGAUACCAGAAAUUUACCAAAAAAGUUUUUUUGGAGCAUGCAAAGAAUCUCAGAUCAGAAGACGAGCAAGGACGAAUAGAAGGGAAGAAGUGCGUUGUGACAGGGGCGAACUCUGGCAUUGGCUAUGCAACUGCAGAGGGCCUAGCUGCACGUGGAGCAACAGUGUAUAUAGUGUGCCGGAGCAAGGAGUGGGGUGAGGCAGCACACUCAAAGAUCCAGUCUGCAACGGGCAAUAAGAAUGUCCAUUUGGAGAUUUGUGAUAUUUCUUCCAUUGACGAUGUGAAAACUUUGGCGUCGCGGUUUUGUGCGAUGGAUGAGCCUGUGCAUAUUCUAAGGUUAUCCAGCAACCUUAGAACAAGUGAUGAAGGUGCUGAUACGGUGAUAUGGCUGGCCCUACAGCCUAAAGAGAAGCUCGUGUUACUUCGACCGGGCUGAGGCACCUAAGCACCUGCCUUUCACAGCUACAAAGCGCUCACAUUCUGCUGUAGACUCCAUUGUAGGUAGGUAAACUCCAUAGUAUGGCCAACUUCUACUGAAACUAUACGUAUAGAGAAAGAUCUGUUUGUCCAAUUCAUCAAAACUACUAAACACUUUAUAUUGAUUGAACAUUUGAGUCAUUAUACA
This is a messenger RNA of Salvia hispanica, 1082 nucleotides long. Lineage: Eukaryota; Viridiplantae; Streptophyta; Magnoliopsida; Lamiales; Lamiaceae. The record is from RefSeq and is a predicted model, not a curated record.